This is a messenger RNA of Gekko japonicus, 2429 nucleotides long. RefSeq names its product mitochondrial glutamate carrier 1-like. Gene Ontology annotation, biological process: malate-aspartate shuttle; L-glutamate transmembrane transport; aspartate transmembrane transport. The record is from RefSeq and is a predicted model, not a curated record. Lineage: Eukaryota; Metazoa; Chordata; Lepidosauria; Squamata; Gekkonidae. The transcript is spliced from 9 exons. The coding region runs from base 107 to 1111 and encodes 334 amino acids. Gene Ontology annotation, molecular function: L-aspartate transmembrane transporter activity; L-glutamate transmembrane transporter activity.
GACAGAAUUGUCUCUUAGAGGGAACCAACCUUUUGCCAUUGGCAGCUGGUAUUACUGACCAAAAAAGAGCUUGAAACACUUUUCCUUUGGUGUGGUCCCAAAGAAGAUGGCAGAAAAACAGAUCAGUUUGCCUGCAAAGCUCAUCAAUGGAGGAACUGCCGGAAUCAUUGGAGUUACUUGUGUAUUUCCUAUUGACCUGAUUAAAACCAGGCUACAGAAUCAGAGGACCGGGCAGCAAAUCUACAAAAGCAUGUUGGAUUGUCUAAUUAAAACACUACGUUCAGAAGGCUAUUUUGGAAUGUAUAGAGGUGCUGCUGUGAAUUUGACCCUCGUAACACCUGAGAAGGCAAUCAAACUGGCUGCUAAUGACUAUUUUAGGCAUCUCUUGGCCAAGGAUGGAAUGACCUUGUCUUUAGCUAAGGAGAUGAUGGCAGGCUGUGGUGCUGGAACCUGCCAAGUUAUCAUCACAACUCCUAUGGAGAUGCUGAAAAUCCAGCUGCAGGAUGCAGGGAGACUAGCAUCACAACAGUUUGUGAGCAGAGUUCACUGUUCAACUCCUGGAUGCAAGCUUGUAGCUGUGAGCCCUGUUUUGACCAGAGCUUACAACGUGGGACCUGCUGUCCUUCCAAGGAGGAUAUCUGCAACACAGAUAGCAGUCGAGCUGCUGCAUGCACAGGGCAUUAAAGGACUCUACAAAGGCCUUGGAGCCACCUUGCUGAGGGAUGUCCCAUUUUCCAUCAUCUACUUCCCACUAUUUGACCAUCUGAACAAAGCAAAACAGGAUUCCUUGGAGGAAAGGGCCCCUUUCUUUCAUUCUUUCCUGGCUGGCUGCAUGGCUGGCUCAGUGGCAGCUGUGUCCGUCAAUCCUUGUGAUGUAAUAAAAACUCGUCUUCAGGCAAUGGGCAAGGGAAGAAAUGAGGAAAACUAUAAUGGAAUUAGAGAUUGUGCAAGGAAGAUUUGGAUGAAUGAGGGCCCCUUAGCCUUCUUAAAGGGAGCUGGCUGCAGAGCACUGGUUAUUGCACCACUCUUUGGUAUAGCCCAGUGUAUUUAUUUUAUUGGCGUCGGAGAAUUUCUCAUCGAGCUGUGCCAGUAUCGAGGACUUUCCCCCUAGACCCACCUUCUCGUUUUUGGACCUACUGGAAUGGAAUCCACAAGGACCACCAGCAGACAACUCACAAGAAAGCAACAGCAGCUCAUAUUGACUCACAGAUGUUUCUCUUUUGGGCAACCUGGAGUCAAAACCAAUGGCCUGGUACACUGUUACCAGGAUUCUGGAGCCUAUGUGCCUAGGUUGUAAUAUGGGAUUUCUUGUGACUUUAAAGGUCAGAAUUGUGAUACCAAGGUCAGACAUCUGUAAAGUGGAGGCAUGUCUUCUAACUCUGGGAGUUGAGAGACUGGAGCCUCUGAGAAUGCAAUGACUCAGGCUUGUUUUAGUGAGCCAGACCACAGGAGAAUGGAUCAGGAAACCUUUUUUGUUUGUUUAUACGUAAUGCAAAACCAAAAAUCUUUUAAAUAACAAUCGUGGGGCCAAAUCCUUUUGGGAGAACUAGGCGCGGCAAUUUGCGCUUGGAAUUGUGUACCUGUUAUUGACCAGCCCCAGCUGCAAUCUUUCCAGCCACGAUGGCAUGAGAGUCAACAAAAUUACCUUUGUUGUUAUCUCAGUCAGCAAGAGUAAACUGGGAAACAAGUGUGUGAUUUUAUAUAUAUAUACAGAUUUGUGUUUAUAACUUGCAACCAUACCUUAAAGUAAAGAAUUUGGUUCCUGUGGCAACUGUUCUCUGUCAAAGCAACUUUAGAUGAUGUAAAGGUAGCAGGGCACUUGGGCAACCACUCUAGGUUUUGCAAGUGAAGACAUUUGUAAAUGUCGUGUCAAUCCACAAAUUCUCAGGAGUGCUCUCCAGAACCUACUACAGCUUCACUGGAAGCUAUAGAGUAUGCCUGCUUGUUAAUGGUAUGUUUUGCAACCAGACUGCUAAGCAGUUUAUCUGUAUGCUAAGUUUACUGUUCAGAUCACUGGGCUCACCUGAGAGGCUUCCAUCAAGGUGGAGAGGGGAAGUGGUAUAUGUUCUUUACUGAGGAUGUAUAAAUUGGUCUCUAGAAAUACCACAUAUUCCAUGUAGAUGGUGCAAGAGACAUACACUUUACCCUGGCACAAUAAAAAAGAUUCAGACCUGUGUAAUGACAAUUUGUGUGUGUGCUUGUAUCUGUUAAGCCCUUGCCGGGUGUCCUUUGGGAUCUAUGCUUCUUAUUGAAGGCCUGAACUGAACAUGGAUGAGAUGUGUUGAUUUCUCUCUGUUCAGUUCUUCUGUUACCUUCUAAUCUGAUAAAUACAUUGGUGUUUGUUCUAUGAACAUUUCCAACUUGCUUGCUUAAUUGGAAAUUUACCCUCCCAAUUUUCUAAAGGGUUCAAAUGGCUUAUCUAGAUUAAU